AUGUCUGUGUUAGAUGACAUUGUCGAUGCCCCCAUGAGCAUCACUGGGGAGAUGUGGUUUUGCGCGGAUAGCGAACAGCCCACCAAAACAGGAGCUGGCCGAGGGGCGAAGCACUUCAUUAGUAUUGAGGACGACUGCUGUGUUGUGUACACGUCCCGCAACGAGAAAUCAAAGCCGAUGAAGGAAAUUCAUUUUCGCAGCAUGAAGCGAGCCACGUGGUUUGCCCACCACCCGAAGCCAUCACCGUUCGGGUCAAAAAGCGCAGCUGGGGGAACGACAACGCGUUGGGGCGCAGCGAAAGAUUCUCCAAAACCCCUCUGUUACUACUACCUAGUCCUAGAGUUUGUGCGUGACUCCGCCAUUCGCGUCAACACAAAUCUCAACAAACGCGACCACAUUGUUUUGUGUACCGAGGACAAGCAAGACUUUGACAUUUGGAAGAAGUUCACCGACCUGUACGAGAGCACCCCUGCUCCCGCGACGGCGGUCAGAACGCACCCCGCAGCUGCCGAUGCAGACAAGAAAGAGGCGUUCUCCAGCGAUGGCGACGACGGCGAUCACUACGGCAGACGCGCGCUGGAGCUGUGGCGCAACCGCUGUGUCGCGCUGCUGAACGACUUCGCACACCUGUCCGAUCCGUCGCUGCAGGUGAAGAGCGGUGAGGAGUUUGAGGACUCCAACGGGCAAACACGCUUGGACUGGGACGCCCGCGCUGAGGCUGUCGUGCGUGCCGUGGAGCGAGACAUGCGACCGGCGCUGAAAGUCUUGCCCACUUCCGCGCUCGACGCGCCUGCUUUGCAGUCCCUCUCGACUGUCACGUCCGCCGCCGCCUCACCCGACGCCUCGGCCGUUAGAGGCACAAACGUCGACGAUUUGCGGUCGCAGAUGAGUCACAUCAAAGUGGAAAUGGAGCAGUUUCAAGCUGCUGCUGCGGAACUUGGAGCCUACGUAGAAGGCAGGGAGGUGCCUGCCCAAACCACGUCACCCGACACGCUACGUGGUUAUUUGGCACGGCUUCAGCACUCCUCAUCGUCAACUAACGCACGAACCGUGACCCAACAAGUCGGCAAAGGACAGUCAACUCCGCUGCCAACUAUUAAUGCAGUGCCGUCGCCGUCGCUGAAUGGCGAGCUUGAGCACGCGUGUCAAAAAGCAGUACAAGUGUUUACCGACUGCGUCAACAGCGGAUCGUUGGCACUGGAGAAGGAGUCAAGUCGUGAACAGGCGAUUCAGCAAGAGCGAGCCUCACUCCCGCAACGCAUCGAUGUAGUGUUCGCGGUCAUCUUAGAUGAGCUGUCUUGUGCCCGCGACACCACCGCGAAACUGAAGGCGAGCCUAGACGACAGAUCUGCCUCCUCAUCAGUGCUUCCCACCGCCCUUUCAUUAGAAAUGAAUGAACUGCGUAAAACACUUAAUAGAAAGGAACUAGAACUUGAGACAGCGCAGCGGCAGCUAUUUGACGAAAACCGCCGCGCGAGGCAACUUUCACGCUGUUUCGAGGCAGCGGCACAGCUCUACGGUGAGGCAGCGCACGACAUGCUUCGUUCACAAUACCGUGAGUACCUGUCGCUGCACCACUUGUUUCUUAGCGCCCUGCGUGGCCAUGGACUGCCAGAUAGCACGGCCGUCGUCGACACCGCCUCUCACGUGGCCAGUCCGUCCUCCGCACGCAGUGGAGAAGGUCGACGUAGCGAACUCGCCAUGACAUCGAGAGGGUCGAGCAAGCUGGUGGUGUCAGCUGCCCAUUUGGAAGCCGUAAUGGCACUCGAAAAGGAGCGACAAGCCGCAAAGGUGAAGCAGCAGCGCCUCGAGGAUGUGAUUACCGAAUUAAACGCCCUUCGCCGAGAAAGUGACGCGGAAAUAUUAAACAUGAGGGCAAAUUUUCUCGCAGCCAAAGAGGCGUGGGCGAGGGAUUUAGCGGUGCUGCAGGCAAAGCUGGCCGCCCUGCAAUCCUCCAUCCCACGCGGGACCGUGGUACUUCCUGCCACCGCUCCCGAUGCGACCGCGGUGGCCGCCCUAACUGAACGGCUAAAGGCGAAUGCUGCAUCAACAGCACUCGCAGCACAGGGUGAUGGCAGUACCCAAAACGCAGAAGCGCAAGCAACGCUGAAGGAUUCUUCUCAUCCAGCGACGCUCGCUGCACCGCAGGAUGCUUUAGAAAAAGCUGCGGCAAAGUUGGCCGUCGCGCCCAACGAAUCCAACGUGGAUGCCGGUGCCCUGUCGCAGCGCUUCCAGGCGUUCUACGAGUGGGCACUCAGCACUGUCGUCCCCCUCACGGCGACGGAUGCGUCCCAGGACUCGCUUCUCGAGAUGAUCACCAAGGUCGUACAGGCCUAUCAUGAAAUUUUACAGCGAACAUCGAGCAUCUUCGGUCAUCCCUCACCUGCAAGCGACGAGGCGACGAUGGAUGUUUUCUCGAGAAUGAAAGAGGAGCACAUGCUGUUUACACGCCUCUGCAACGCAAUUCAGGUGGAGCUCCUCUCUCCCGCGGCGGAACUUCAGAAACAAUAUCAGCACGGAUUUGGCGCAGCGCACAGUACGGUUAAAAACCCCAUACCACAACUGCACCUUCCCGUAACCAACCGACAGCUCGAUGAGCUCGAACCCUACUUAUCCAACAUCAACAGCGACGUUCAAUCCUACCGCCGCGUAAUCGCCGUGUACAACACAACCGACAUCUUUUCUCUCCUUCAGCAACUAACGGACAGAUCUACCCAACUAGACAACGAACCCGCAAAAGGUGCAGCCCACGAGCUCCAGUUGAAAGACUGCCAGCAACAACUUUCAGAGAACAAAGCCCACGAGAACAGGCAAAGUGAACACAUAGCCAACGCGCUCGCUGCUCUCGGCGUGGAGGCCGCGUCCGACGAGCCGGUCGGUGCCGCCGUGGCGCGCGCCGCUGCCGCCGCUGCUGAGCGCGAGCGUGCCCUGGAGGCGGAGCUCGCUGCGACCCGCGCCGCCGCGUCGGAGGCGCAGGAGAAGCUUGUGGCGGAGCGCGACGCAUCACUGCGCGCCGCGGGCGAGCGGCUUGCCGAGACGGACGCGGCACGCCGCGAGCUGUCCGACGGCGUUGCCGAUGCGCUCGCUGCUCUCGGCGUGGAGGCCGCGUCCGACGAGCCGGUCGGUGCCGCCGUGGCGCGCGCCGCUGCCGCCGCUGCUGAGCGCGAGCGUGCCCUGGAGGCGGAGCUCGCUGCGACCCGCGCCGCCGCGUCGGAGGCGCAGGAGAAGCUUGUGGCGGAGCGCGACGCAUCACUGCGCGCCGCGGGCGAGCGGCUUGCCGAGACGGACGCGGCACGCCGCGAGCUGUCCGACGGCGUUGCCGAUGCGCUCGCUGCUCUCGGCGUGGAGGCCGCGUCCGACGAGCCGGUCGGUGCCGCCGUGGCGCGCGCCGCUGCCGGCGCUCGCUGCUCUCGGCGUGGAGGCCGCGUCCGACGAGCCGGUCGGUGCCGCCGUGGCGCGCGCCGCUGCCGCCGCUGCUGA
This is a messenger RNA of Leptomonas pyrrhocoris, 3480 nucleotides long. RefSeq lists its product as hypothetical. NCBI's taxonomy places the organism in Eukaryota, Euglenozoa, Kinetoplastea, Trypanosomatida, Trypanosomatidae. The record is from RefSeq and is a predicted model, not a curated record. Bases 1 to 3480 code for a protein of 1159 amino acids. The transcript has a single exon.